UGCACCAAUCUCCUCCAUGGCUUGUCACGGCUGCCCCGUGUCUCUCCGAGCCACAAUCAUUACGGUCUACGCUUUGGGUUACUAAAUGGUUUUCUGGGGGAGGAAUUCUAACCGGCGAGAUGCUGCUUGUACUUCUGCUGGUGGCCUGUUCUUCGUCCAUCUCCGGCUCCCUGGCCUCCUCCGUCUCCUCCCCCACCUCCUUGGAUGGAUAUCCAAUGGCGGACCCGUCCUCCUCGGACCUGAUGGUGGAGACCUGCAGCGUGUGCUCCUGCAUGUCCGUGGAGAAUGUGCUGUACGUCAACUGUGACAAGAUCACCGUCUACCGGCCGACGCAGCUGAUCCCGCCUGUCUCGUCCCUCUACCACCUCAACUUUCAGAACAACGUCCUGAUCAUUCUGUACCCCAACUCCUUCCUCAACUUCACCCACGCCGUCUCGCUGCAGCUGGGCAACAACAAGCUGCAGAACAUCGAGGGCGGUGCCUUCGCGGGGUUGAGCGCGCUGAAGCAGCUCCACCUCAACAACAAUGAGCUGAAGGUGCUCCGAGCGGACACCUUCCAGGGCAUCGAGAGCCUGGAGUACCUGCAGGCCGACUACAACCUGAUCAAGUACAUUGAAAAGGGGGCCUUUAACAAGCUGCACAGGCUCAAAGUGGUCAUCCUGAAUGACAACCUCAUACAGUUACUUCCAGACAACAUAUUCCGCUUUGCAUCGCUCACUCACCUGGAUAUAAGGGGGAACCGGAUCCAGAAACUCCCGUAUCUGGGCGUUCUGGAGCACAUCGGUCGCAUCGUGGAGCUGCAGCUGGACGACAACCCCUGGAACUGUACGUGUGACUUGGCGCCGCUCAAGGCAUGGCUGGAAAACAUGCCCUAUAACAUUUUUAUUGGCGAGGCGAUCUGUGAAACACCUAGUGACCUGUACGGGAGACUGCUGAAGGAAACCAACAAGCAGGAGCUCUGUCCCCUGGGGACCGGUAGUGACUUUGACGUCCGGAUGCCCCCAGUGCCGCCUGAACACGGCCAGUCACCUUCGAACAUGUCCCCUACCACUGUGGCCACCCUCAUCACAAAAGCGCCAAAGUCCACUGACCCGUCUAAGAUGUACGGUAAUGGCAUUGUCGCCGGUUUGCCUCCCUUUGGUAGAACCGGCCAGAUUGUUUCUUACCAGACGCGGACUCCCCCACUAUCAUGUCCUCAGCCCUGCACUUGUAAGGCCCAUCCCUCCGAUUUUGGUAUCAGUGUCAGUUGCCAGGAGAGGAACGUCAACAAUUUAUCGGAUCUCAUCCCUAAACCCCCCAAUGCCAAGAAGCUCCACCUUAGUGGAAAUUACAUUCGCGACAUCAGUCCCGUGGAUUUCCAAGGCUUCGAGGGCUUGGAUCUGUUGCACCUGGGCAGCAAUCAAAUCGCUACCGUCCAGAAAGGUGUGUUUGCUAACCUGACAAAUCUGAGAAGGCUGUAUUUAAAUGGAAACCAGCUUGAACAGUUACACCCAGAGAUGUUUUUGGGUCUCACAAAUUUGCAGUAUCUAUAUCUGGAAUACAAUGUCAUUAAGGAAAUCCUGGCGGGAACAUUUGAUUCCAUGCCGAACUUGCAACUGCUUUAUCUAAACAACAAUGUGCUCCGGAGUCUGCCUGCCUACAUAUUCGCCGGUGUCUCAUUGGCCCGACUGAAUCUGAAAAACAACCACUUCAUGACACUGCCAGUGAGCGGUGUCUUGGAUCAGCUGCGGUCAUUGACCCAGAUCGACCUUGAAGGGAAUCCGUGGGAGUGUUCUUGCGAUCUGGUUGCCCUCAAAAUCUGGCUGGAGAAGUUGGGCGAUGGCGUGGCUGCCAAGGAGGUGAAAUGUGCCUCCCCUGUGCAGUUCUCCAACAUUGAGUUGCGCCUCCUGAAAAAUGAGAUCCUCUGCCCGAAGCUCAUCGCCAGGUCUCCCGUCAUCUUCACCAGCUCCACCCCUCUUUUAACGUCCCUCUCCCCGGCCGGGGUGGGUAAAGCCCCGCCCGGGGGCCCAGUCCCGCUCUCCAUCAUGAUCCUCAGCAUCCUCGUCGUCCUCAUCCUCACCGUGUUCGUGGCCUUCUGCCUGCUGGUGUUUGUCCUUCGGCGGAACAAGAAGCCUGCUGGGAGGCAGGAGGGGCUCGGGGGGCCGGAGUGUGGAUCCAUGUCGCUGCAGCUGAGACGGCACAGCCACAAGUCGGGCAAAAAGGGCUGCGUCCCUGGCGACGACCUGGGCGGUGAGACGUUCAUCCCUCAGACCAUCGAGCACAUCGGUAAGAGCCACACCUGCGGGAUCGGACGCUCUUCGGACAUGGACGCUGGCUUCAAGUUCGCCGACUCUCAGCGGCAGAAGAUUAUCCUGCGCAACUGUGCCGACAAGGAUAAGGACUCGCUGUCCACACUGGAGCGCAACAAGCGCCUCAGCACAAUCGACGAGCUAGAGGAGUUCCUCCCCGGACGGGAAUCCAACAUGUUCCUCCAGAACUUCCUGGACAGCAAACGAGAUUUCAACAGCAUAGGGAUGGGCGGGUUUGAAAUCCGCUACCCAGAGAAACCUGAUAAAAAGAUGAAGAAGUCGUCCCUGAUAGGAGGGAACCACAGUAAGAUCGUGGUGGAGCAGAGGAAAAGUGAGUAUUAUGAGCUGAAAGCCAAGCUCCAAGGAACACCUGAUUACCUGCAGGUGCUGGAGGAGCAGACUGCACUUAGUAAAAUGUAGGGAUGGUUGUGCUUGAUUCAGUGCAUUUUUGUGGUCAAACAAACAUGUGCACAGACAAAGACACUAACACUAACACGCACACAAACCCACAGUUACAGAUAAUUAUCUUUGCAACCAUAUAGCCAGAUUGAGAGUCCCACCCCCACUUACACAAACACACACACACACACACACACACACACACACACACACACACACACACACACACACACACACACACACACACACACACACACACACACACACACACAAACAAAGUGCCUUCUGAGAAUCCUUAAUGACCAAUGCAGAAAUGGACAAAAUGGCUCCACACUACAAGGCUAUCACUAGCAUUCAGCGCGGAUGUAUUUCACAGUAUAAGACAUUUGGAUUAUCCAUGCCAUUGUUAGUAUGUGUAAGAAUUCCACACAAUUGAUCGCAGGACACCCAUAAAAGCAUAAAAAGGCAUUGUAUUUUUGCUGCUAUUGAAAUGGGUACUUUUUAAUUUUUUUUGUUUUCUUUUUUUCUCCUUUUUUUCCAACCAAAUUGAAGGGUCUUGAAAACAGUGCUUCAGAGCAACAUCUUGAACCCUGAUAAAAAAAAAAGGAACGGGGUAAUUAAUUUCCCCCGUGGUGGGAAUCGUGAUUUCAGAGAGUGGAGAAUUGUUGACUCGGUGGAUACCCUUUUGUUCUUAAUUUGCAGGGGACAAUGAUUCAUAAGGGGGGAGGGGGAAUCUAUCAUUCUCUUCGGAGUUGCCUGAAGACCCUACGCCAUCUUGCCUGGAUAAUGUGUAUGUGCUCUGUUCUAUGGGGUGUACAGGAAGACUACACUAAGGGGUCUGGGAUGAAGGCACUUGGAGAAACUCUGGAAUGAUCUCUCAACUCGUUCUCAUUGUGUAAAGAGCCAUGUUUAAUAACGUCUCUUCUGAAUGGAGUUGUGUUUCUCUGCAAUUGCUACUUACUUGUCUGUUUUGGGUGGAAUAAUAAUGACACUUACACUGUCAGAGGACAUUGUUUCUGAAAAAAACGGAAAAACAAAAACCCAAGAAAAAAAAGAGCUGCUUGCCAUGUAAGCGUAAUAUGGAAUUUAUUUUGUAAGUCUUACAUUAUUUGUAUAAGUGGGACUGGUUUGUAAAAUACGAGGAAUGACAAAAAAUAUCACACUCAAAUGCAAGUGUUCAUCUUUCAGAGACUUAAACCCAGAUUUAGCGGUCAAAAAGGCCAAUACGACUAAAUCUGAGAUACAACCCCUCCCCCAUCAGCUAUCAAUUCGUAGUAAAGUAAAGAAUUAAACCACAUAAUUAAUUUAUUUUUCUAUGCAGGAUUAUUUAAAGAGUUAUUGGUACUAUUUAAACAAAAAGAAGAAAUAGUAAAAAUAUAAGGUUGAAAAGGACUUCAUAGCGAGGCGGCAUCUCAAGCUAAUUAAGGCCCAAGUGUGCUCGCUACACCCAAAGGAACUGCUCUGUUACUUCAAGGUUGUGUUUCCGUUCUGUUUUAUUUAGUUCUCUCUAAGUUUGUAGAAGAAUUGCCCCUUUGCGAUGGACAGGAGUGAGAUAACAGUCAUCUCUCACAUGGUCACGGUAGAGGGUCAGGUGGCCAGCCAUGUUUGUGAAGUUCAAGGUAGUUCUCUUCUAUUCUUAUAUCUCCUGCAGUAUCUUGUAAAAGGUUUCUUAUUAAACAUUAUGCAACCAAAAUAAAUGUGUAUUAAACUUGAUAUAGUUCUGGGUUGUUGACAUGAAUGGAUACAAUUGCAGAAUAUGUCAGAGAAUGAAGGAUCAAAAGAGAUCAAACGUUUUUCAAAAAAAGAUGUGUGUCUAUUAAAUUGUUUUAAAUUGGGAAGAUUUGGACGAAAUCAUCAUUAAAACCAUGUGCAAUAUUAGUAAAAAAAAAAAUAUCAUGAUGGCUUAAAAUAAUUUCAUUUUUUAAUUUAGUUUCAAGUUUUAUUGUCAGGUCAAGUUCUAUUUCAGAGGUUAUUUUAUCAACAAUAUCUGGUCCUUAUUAAAGGUAUUUGUUAAGUUAAAAUUAUGAGUGUUUAUCGACAUUACAAUGAAUAGAAUGUAUCUUGGAAAGUAUAAUAAAUACAAUUUUCUAUUGGACAUACAACUCCUGUAUAUUGGUUAAUUUUCUCUUGUAUAAUCAUGUUGACAUCAAGGUAUUAAAAUCAGCACCUAUUUGCAACGUGUCCCACUUUUUAUUUUAGCCUCCGAGAUGUUUUUUAUUUCUCGGACUGUCACAGCUUGUUUACCUGAAUUAGUGUGAGGAGCGUAGCAUUUAUGAUGCUGUUUCCAUGGAGACCAAGGUGACUGGUACAUGGUUUUAAUAUUUAGAGUCACCUAACUCAGCCCAGAGAGCUUUGUGUUUGCCCCGGACAUAAAAUAUGAAAGGUCAAAAAAUAGU
This is a messenger RNA of Gadus chalcogrammus (walleye pollock), 5083 nucleotides long. It is a transcript of the gene slitrk4, whose product is annotated as SLIT and NTRK-like family, member 4. The record is from RefSeq and is a predicted model, not a curated record. Gene Ontology annotation, biological process: regulation of presynapse assembly; positive regulation of synapse assembly; axonogenesis. Gene Ontology annotation, molecular function: protein binding. Lineage: Eukaryota; Metazoa; Chordata; Actinopteri; Gadiformes; Gadidae. Gene Ontology annotation, cellular component: glutamatergic synapse; membrane. The transcript has 2 exons. The coding region runs from base 120 to 2708 and encodes 862 amino acids.